Condylostylus longicornis is the source of this 2181-nucleotide messenger RNA. RefSeq names its product SRSF protein kinase 3-like. Lineage: Eukaryota; Metazoa; Arthropoda; Insecta; Diptera; Dolichopodidae. The coding region runs from base 1 to 2181 and encodes 726 amino acids. Gene Ontology annotation, molecular function: ATP binding; protein kinase activity. Gene Ontology annotation, biological process: regulation of mRNA processing; spliceosomal complex assembly; protein phosphorylation. The transcript has 8 exons. The record is from RefSeq and is a predicted model, not a curated record.
AUGAUCAGUCCUCAUACACUCCCAGAUCAACAAGCCAUCAGCGUCCCAGAGGUCCUCUUGGAAGUUCCAGCACCUCUAGUCGUCGAAGUGACAGUUACUCGUGUCCUCCUGACAGUUAUUCCUCCGACGGGAGUCGACGUCGGGAACAACCAUUCAUUCGAUGACAAUGGCAGUAUCGAAAGUCGCUCAGUUUCUUCUGGACGGUCUGAUCGUGGCGGCUCAGAGGGAUCAUCCGCCAAUCAAGACGAUGGGAGCGAGCAGGAUUUCACGGAAAGUGACGAUGAAGGGACGAGGGAUUAUAAAAAGGGUGGAUACCAUCCCGUGACGAUUGGAGAAAUAUAUAAUCAUAGAUAUCGAAUUGAAGCGAAAUUAGGCUGGGGACAUUUUUCGACUGUAUGGCUUGCAACCGAUUUAAAGUCAACAGAAUGCAAAUAUGUAGCCAUUAAAUUCCAGAAAUCUGCACGACAUUAUUCUGAGGCUGCAUAUGAUGAAAUUGAGCUUUUGACUGUCGUGAGGAGAAGAAGCGAACUUGUUCAAUGGGGCGGAACAGGUUCAUUGAUUUUUUUUGAGCAUUGCGGUCCAAAUGGCACCCAUGUUUGUAUGGUGUUUGAAGUAAUGGGCCCGAAUCUCUUAUCCCUUAUUAAGCAGUACAAUUUCGAUGGGGUUCCCAUAGAUCUUGUUCGUAAAAUUGCGGCUCAUUUGUUGGUCGGUCUUGAUUAUCUUCAUCGCUUCUGCGGGAUCAUUCACACCGAUUUAAAACCAGAAAAUGUUCUGGUGACAGGACAGACCCUUCCGCCUCCUCUCCCACUCACAUCAAAAGACCAGGCAACCGGAGGACUUCUCUCCAAAUCGACGUCCUUGCAAACUGGAAUUUCAUCCCCACAGUCUUCGCCAAAGCAUCUCGCGGAUGAUCACACGAUGUUUGAGUUGGGAAAAGACAUCGAAGAAGUGAGCCAAGAAGACGAAAGCAGCAGCAUCAAGAGGAAGCGUUUGGAUGGUAAUGAUGAAAAAAGAGAUGUGGAAUGUAAUUCGAGCGAGACAGAAGAAGGACAAAUUAAAGAAGAGUCUAUGAACGAAAGAGAGGAAGAGUAUAGAAAGAAGCGAGAAUGUAUCGAGAAAACUGAACAAACGGGAACGUUGGAAGGAGUAAAUGACAAAAGGAAGGAGUCCAACUCUCCGCCGUUUGUACGUCAUCGGUUGAAACCACGUGGGAGUGAUCCGCACUUGUUGUCUACUUAUUGUAAAAGUGGGAAUAUCGCCGAUGACGAAUACUUAUAUACAAGACCACCUCAUCACUAUUUAGCAUAUCGACGGAAAUUUCCGAAUGAGUUUCGAACUGGAGUAGGGGAGACAUUUUUGCUACCAUAUACAACGUAUCUUGAUUCGGACGAGGAAGAUUCAAAGAACAAACCUUCGGAAAAGACGCCUGUUGAAGAUGUAGCAUUGCAUGCGGACGUCACGCCACCUCUUAGUACUCGACGCGAUGGUCGCACAUCUAGAACACCCCCGCAGAAGGAAGAGUCAGAAGAAGCAGUUCCGGACAGAGCGACAUUAUCGACCGUCAUGACGAUUGAAGGCCCAGUUGAAUUGAGAGCGACAGAUACUUCAUAUUUUCUUCGUGAUGAGUGUCAGUAUAAAAUUGCUGACCUCGGUAAUGGUUGUUGGAUCGAUAAACACUUCUCUGCUGACAUCCAAACACGCCAAUAUCGGUCUCCUGAGGUUCUUGUCGGUGCAGAAUACGAUACUUCAGCCGAUAUGUGGUCGUUUGCGUGUACUGUUUUCGAACUCAUUACUGGAGAUUAUCUAUUUGAGCCGAAAGGGUCGGAGUCUUAUAGUCGCGAUGAGGACCACCUUGCACUGAUUAUUGAGUUGCUUGGUUCGAUUCCCAUGAGGCUCAUCAACUCUGGACGCUAUGGAUCCACGUUUUUCGAUUCGACUGGCCAUUUGAGGAAUAUUCAUGACUUAAAUACAUGGGGAUUGAUUAGUGUCCUUCAGAAAAGAUACAAACUUCCUCCCAGGGAGGCUGAAAAUCUUGCUGAUUUCCUCCUACCAAUGCUUGCGUUAGACCCAACGAAACGUGCAACUGCUCAGGAGAUGUUGAAGCAUCCAUGGUUGAGGAUUGAAGGAAUGUCGAAAAAGUCAUUUACACGGAAGGUGAGAAAACUAUCCCAACUUUCAUGA